Molecule: messenger RNA, 1536 nt
Organism: Sciurus carolinensis (gray squirrel)
Lineage: Eukaryota; Metazoa; Chordata; Mammalia; Rodentia; Sciuridae
Gene: Dntt
Product: DNA nucleotidylexotransferase
Exons: 11
Coding region: 1-1536 (511 amino acids)
Biological process (GO): double-strand break repair via nonhomologous end joining
Cellular component (GO): nucleus
Molecular function (GO): DNA binding; DNA nucleotidylexotransferase activity; DNA-directed DNA polymerase activity
Source: RefSeq, a predicted model, not a curated record
AUGGAUCCUCUGCGAACAUCCCACUCGGGUCCUCGGAAGAAGAGACCCAGGCAGACUGGGGCCUCCGUGAGCUCCACUCCUCACGACAUCAGAUUUCGAGAUUUGGUCCUCUUCAUUUUGGAGAAGAAAAUGGGAACCACCCGCAGAUCCUUCCUCAUGGAGCUGGCCCGCAGGAAAGGGUUCAGGGUUGAAAAUGAGCUCAGUGAUUCUGUCACCCACAUUGUAGCAGAGAACAACUCGGGUUCCGACGUUCUGGAGUGGCUUCAGGUACAGAACAUCAAAGCCAGCUCCCAGCUGGAACUCCUAGACAUCUCCUGGCUGAUAGAGUGCAUGCGGGCAGGGAGACCAGUGGAGACAACAGGGAAACACCAGCUUGUGAGUGUGAGAAGAGCUGACUCAGCCCACUCCAACCCAGACCCCCAGAGGAUCCCAGCACAUGCUGUGCGAAAGAUCUCCCAGUACGCAUGUCAGAGAAGAACAACUUUAGACAACCAUAACCACGUAUUCACGGAUGCUUUUGAGGUCUUGGCUGAAAAUUAUGAGUUUAGAGAAAAUGAAGGUUGUUAUCUGAUAUUUAUGAGAGCAGCUUCCGUACUGAAAUCUCUGCCAUUCACCAUCAGCAGCAUGAAGGACAUCGAGGGAAUUCCCUGCCUGGGGGACAAGGUGAAGUGUAUCAUAGAGGAAAUCAUUGAAGAUGGAGAAAGUUCUGAAGUGAAAGCUGUCUUAAAUGAUGAACGAUAUAAAUCCUUCAAACUCUUCACUUCUGUUUUUGGAGUGGGAUUGAAGACAUCUGAGAGAUGGUUCAGAAUGGGUUUCAGAAGUCUGAGCAAAAUAAGAUCAGACAAAAGCCUAAAAUUUACACACAUGCAGAAAGCAGGAUUCCUCUAUUAUGAAGACCUCGUCAGCUGUGUGACCAGGGCAGAAGCAGAGGCAGUAAGCCUGCUGGUUAAAGAGGCUGUCUGGGCAUUUCUUCCAGAUGCUUUUGUCACCAUGACAGGAGGAUUCCGGAGGGGUAAGAAGAUUGGGCACGAUGUAGAUUUUUUAAUUACCAGCCCAGAAGCAACAGAGGAAGAAGAACAACAACUGUUGCAUAAAGUGACAAACUUAUGGCAAAAGAAGGGGUUACUUCUAUACUGUGACCUUGUGGAGUCAACAUUUGAAAAGCUCAAGAUACCUAGCAGGAAGGUGGAUGCACUAGAUCAUUUUCAAAAAUGCUUUCUGAUUCUAAAAUUGGACCAUCAGAGAGUGGACAGUGACAAGGCCAGCCAGCAGGAUGGGAAGACCUGGAAGGCCAUCCGUGUGGACUUGGUCAUGUGCCCCUACGAGCGCCGUGCCUUUGCCCUGCUGGGAUGGACCGGCUCCCCGCAGUUUGAGAGAGACCUCCGUCGCUUUGCCACACACGAGCGGAAGAUGGUGCUGGAUAACCACGCUUUAUAUGACAAAACCAAGAGGAUAUUUCUCAAAGCAGAAAGUGAAGAAGAAAUAUUUGCACAUCUGGGAUUGGAUUACAUUGAACCAUGGGAAAGAAAUGCCUAG